AUGGCGGCUUACGCAGAGUCUGGGCCCUCACAUGAGAAACGACUGGAGGACACUGGGUUGCGAAUAAUGGCCCCCGAGUCCCGACACAUGGCUCGUCGUCUAGGGAGAGUCCAUGCUCGCAAACGCCGAGUGACGUCCCAUGCCUUUUCCGAGCAAGCAGUACGUCAAGGGCAGCCGUAUAUCAUCAGUGCAAUCCACAUCUGGUGCGCUGCUCUAGGCGACGAUGAUGAUGGGCCGUCGGAAAAGAAAGAAAGCGACUGGUCAACGCCCACGGACAUGCGUCGUCUCGCCCUGGGAGAUGAUAGUAACGGCCGCAGGGAUAUUAUCCAUUAUCUGCAGCGAGCCAAGGACCCCGAUACAGGCGAGGGUUAUUCUGUGAUGGAGCUUAUGGGGGAGUCGGCCUUGUUGCUCGGAGCUGGAUCAGAGACAGCCAACACAAGUCUCGCGUCGAUUUUCUACUUCUUGGUACACAAUCCCGAUGUGCUCGAGAAACUGAAAAAUUCCAUACGGACAUCUUUCAGCUUUGUGGAAGAGAUUUCGAGCGGCCAAGUGCUUACCUCUAAUGCUCUCGGUCCCAGAGGCUGUCUUGGCCGUAAUGUUGCGCUAUUUGAACUAUAUCUUGCUAUUGUGCGGGUCCUGUUCUUAUACGAUGUUCGCCUGGCCCCGGCAAUGGAGCAUCUGGGCGUUGGACCGUCGGGCGAGUACAAGAUCAAAGAUUAUUUUAUUAUCGGCAAAGAGGGGCCAGUAGUGCAGUUUCGACCAGUAAUUCCACUAACAAAAAUAUUAACUAUAUCACUUCCCAACAUGAAGCUUGUUAUUGUCGGUGCAACGGGCUUUGUUGGCGGCGAAGUCCUCCGUCAAGCCCUGCGAAACCCUGCUGUCACUUCUAUUGUUGCGAUUACUCGCCGAGAGAUGCCGGAACCACCGCCGCAAAAUUUCAAGCUGAACUACUUCGUAUUAGAGGACUGGACGAGCCAAUACCCGGAAUCAUUGCAGACCGUCAUACGAGGUGCUGAUGCAUGCAUCUGGAGCCUUGCAAUUACACCAUCGCAGUCAAGAAACAUGGACUUUGCGCACGUUACGACGGUGUGUUACGAUUACACUAUACACGCACUAAAGAGUAUGGCUGCGCUGGCCAACAAACCAUUUCGCUUUAUUUAUGUUUCAGGCAUUUUGAUUGAGCGAGACCAAACCAAGGAGCUGCCUUAUUUGGCAGAAUACCGUCACAUGCGAGGUCGAACGGAAAAUGCCCUUCUCGAAUUUGCCAAUCAGACUGCACCCAGUAAUAGUGUACAGGUCACCGUUACCAAACCCGGGGCUAUCGAUAGCCCGGGACCAAAGGCAACUCCAGACGCUGUCGUCAAGGCACUAUUUAACAUAUUUGGCCAUACGCCGCGCGUUCAUGUGUCGGAGCUGGCAGCGGCCGUGAUUGACCAGUGCCAGCACGGUAUCACCAAGGAUCCGCUGUGGAGUGACGAGUUGGCGGAGAUUGGAAAACGUGUGUUGAAAGAGGAGGAUUAUCUACGAUAG
Talaromyces rugulosus is the source of this 1530-nucleotide messenger RNA. RefSeq lists its product as uncharacterized. NCBI's taxonomy places the organism in Eukaryota, Fungi, Ascomycota, Eurotiomycetes, Eurotiales, Trichocomaceae. The transcript is spliced from 8 exons. Bases 1 to 1530 code for a protein of 509 amino acids. The record is from RefSeq and is a predicted model, not a curated record. Gene Ontology annotation, molecular function: heme binding; oxidoreductase activity, acting on paired donors, with incorporation or reduction of molecular oxygen; monooxygenase activity.